AUGGAACCAGAAAACCAAACAGACAUAGCAGAAUUUCUCCUCCUGGGUCUCUCAGAGGACACAGAAUUACAGCCCCUCAUAUUUGGUCUAUUCCUGACGAUAUACCUGGUUACUGUUCUUGGGAAUCUUCUCAUCAUCCUGGCCAUCAGCUCUGACUCCCACCUCCACACCCCCAUGUACUUCUUCCUCUCCCACCUUUCCUUCACUGACAUCUGUUUCAGCACCACCACAGUCCUCAAGAUGCUUGCAAACCUCCAAAGACAAAGCAAAUCCAUCAGUUACAUGGACUGCCUCAUCCAGGUUGGUUUCGUCCUGUUUUUUGCUGGCUUGGAAAACUUUCUCCUGGCAGCAAUGGCUUAUGACCGUUAUGUGGCCAUCUGCCAUCCGCUGAGGUACAGGGUCAUCAUGAACUCCUGUCUCUGUGUCCUGCUGAUUCUACUCUCCCUGGUCACUAGCAUGGUGGAUGCUCUGCUCCACAGUCUGAUGGUGCUGCGAUUGUCCUUCUGCAAGAACCUGGAAAUCCCCCACUUCUUCUGUGAACUUGCUCAGGUCAUCAAGCUGGCCUGUUCUGAUACCCUCGUCAAUAACAUCCUGGUAUAUUUAGUGACCAGCAUAUUGGGUGGUGUUCCUCUCCUCGGGAUUAUUUUCUCUUACACUCAAAUUGUCUCCUCCGUUCUGAGCAUGCCAUCAGCUGGGGGGAGAUAUAAAGCUUUUUCCACCUGUGGGUCUCACCUCUCAGUUGUAUCCUUGUUCUAUGGGACAGCUUUUGGGGUGUACAUUAGUUCUGCAGUUACACCCUCUUCCAAGAAGACCGCAGUAGCCUCACUGAUGUACACUGUGGUCCCUCCAAUGUUGAACCCCUUUAUCUAUAGCCUGAGGAAUGAAGACAUAAAGAGAGCUUUGAGAAAACUUAUCUGA
Sus scrofa (pig) is the source of this 918-nucleotide messenger RNA. Its product is annotated as olfactory receptor 7G2-like. The record is from RefSeq and is a predicted model, not a curated record. NCBI's taxonomy places the organism in Eukaryota, Metazoa, Chordata, Mammalia, Artiodactyla, Suidae. Gene Ontology annotation, cellular component: membrane. Gene Ontology annotation, biological process: G protein-coupled receptor signaling pathway. Gene Ontology annotation, molecular function: olfactory receptor activity; G protein-coupled receptor activity.